AUAUCGGAACAUCUCGACAGUGCUGCUUUCCGCCGUAAGUGACGCCGGUGAUGCAUUGAAUUUAAUGCCUGUGUUGUUGUUGAACAUCAAGGUGAAGAUGUCAUCGAUCAAUCCCUCCGCGGUGGCUUUCCGGAAAGGCUGUGCCGAUUGCGCCGCGGCUCCCGCCUUAUUCCCUCCUGCUAAGCCUCAUCCCCCCAUCAGUCCUAUAACUUACAAGCCUGCUGCACCUGAUCAACGCGUUUGAACACCUAUAGACAUACCAUUCCACAAACCGCGCAAGCAUGGGUAGAAUUUCAGCAGAAAGCUCGCGCUCAAGCACGUCCCUCGGCGACGUGGAGAACGGCGAAGACCUGCCCCUCUACUCCGACAUCAGCGUCACCACACAAGGCAACCUCACUGCACCAGGCGAAAAAGCAACACCAGAUGAAGUUCGCGAGUUCUUGGUGUCGCUACUUAUCAAGAACAGAGGACUGCAUCAAGAUCACGCAAGACGUGUCGCUGCCAAAUGGACGCUAGGCACCGGUCGCGAAUUGAGCAGCUACCCCCCACUACUGUAUGCGGAGAUCUUCGGCUUGGAAGAUGCGUGGAUGGUGUACAAGGAAGCAAAACUGUUUAUUCGCACAGAACAAAAGAAGAACUUGAAAUAUGGCAAUGACUUCAACACGAACACGAUAGUAAAGGUCGCCGCUAUCUAUAUCAGUGUCUUUGCAGGUGUUUUCUGGCUGAUUACCACGCUAAUCGCCAUAUUUGACAAGACCACGGACGAGUCUAAGAUUGAGGCCGAGUUGACCAAAGGCCUUGUUACCAAGAACAAAGACUAGAUGUGGACAGCUAAUACAAUUUAAUCCUUACCAUGUCGCUGUUCUCGUUCUCGCUGCCUUGCUUGACAUUGCUGCCGACAAUGGUCUU
Molecule: messenger RNA, 909 nt
Organism: Aureobasidium subglaciale EXF-2481
Lineage: Eukaryota; Fungi; Ascomycota; Dothideomycetes; Dothideales; Saccotheciaceae
Exons: 2
Coding region: 282-821 (179 amino acids)
Source: RefSeq, a predicted model, not a curated record